Molecule: messenger RNA, 282 nt
Organism: Linnemannia hyalina
Lineage: Eukaryota; Fungi; Mortierellomycota; Mortierellomycetes; Mortierellales; Mortierellaceae
Source: the annotation of a GenBank genome assembly
AUGAAGCUCUCCCUCAUUUCCUCGUUUCUCUUCCUCGCCGCUAUUGUCAACGCUGCCGAUAACGACUACAGGCAGAUGUGCUACAAGACCUGUGUUCACAAGCUCUGCCAGGGCACGAAUGUCAACACCCUUUGUCUGCCCAUCUUUCUGGGAUCAUACGUCCACAUCGACUACCGACGAGAUAGCAGAGUUCCUGACGCAGGCUAUGCGUCCAUCUGCAGUAUGGCGCCUUUGGAUGUAACCAAUUAUAUCGAGAGUGACUACUACUGCGAGCUUUCUUAG